AUCCGGUUGAUUUGUGUUAUUAUCCAAUCAUUAACGGCUAACGCUUACAGUUUCCUAAUAGAAAAUCAUCUCAAGCAUCUGCAAGGUUUAUCACCUAUCCAUUCUUUUGGAAAUCAACAGUACUUGGUUACUAUAGUAUUUAUUUCUUAUUCGACUAUAAUAAACUUUAAAUGCUUUAACUGUUGUACAUAUGUCUCCUUAUUUCGCGUGGUUCUUUUUAUUUAUCAGAACCAUGCCUAAUUUAAGAAAUAUAUCCUAAUAACAUAUAUCUAAUACAGAGACGAGUGAAACAAUUUAUGAAAUAUUCCGUUCGAUCUAGCAACUGAAAAUGAAUAGAUUCAAUGAAAAAUUUCAGGCCAAGGGUAGGCCUAAGGAAGCGCGUGACGUUUCCGAGGACUUGAUUCAAAAAUGGCGAGAUGCCGAAACAAUGGGAAAAGUUUUAGAAUGUCCUAGGUGCAUGAUGAGCUUUACAUCUCAUCUAGGGUUGUUACAACAUUAUAGACAUUGUUUUGAUAAUGUUAACAUUGCUGAAAAUAGUUGUCGAUAUAUGUGCCCAAGAUGCAGCUCAGAAUUUGCUAAUAGUAAAUCUUUAUCUCAUCAUAGAAGAUAUUGUCCAGGAGAUUCAAAUAAGAAACCAACGACUAAGAAAACAUCAAAGGAAUCACCGAAUUAUAUACAAUUAGAAGUAAUCUCUGACGAAAAGAAUGAAACUGUCAAGAAGACAAUUUACAUUGUGCCAGAAAGUUCUGAAGCAAAGAGGAAGCACGAUGAUGUAACUGAAGAAGUUACUGUAGAGACCACAAAGAGAAAAAGAGUGGAAGAAGACGUAAACGAAAGUGAAGACUUUGUGUAUGAAGAAGAAGAGGAGGAAGACGAUAAUCAAGCCGAACAUGCCUCUCCCGACAACGAUGAACAAAGUGUGAAGUCUGAAAUUGAAGAAACUGUUGAUCUUGCCACAAAGCAAGAACAGGGGAAUACACUGGUUGAAAGUGAGGAGAACUGUGCGUUGUUUUCCGAUGAGAAGCGAAUACAUUCAAAUAAGUCAGAUAGGAAGUAUCGGAAGUUUCAAUCCCCUUCUAUUAUUAGUAAUGAAAAGGACGAAAAUCGUCCUUCAUUUCGUCCACAAACAAAUUUAGUUAAUGUGGAAAACGCCAGCCUAUCUCCAGAUGUCGGAAAUAUUUCUAAUGUUUCUUCUAGUGAACAAUCUGACGAAAUAGGAGUUAAUUCUGAUAGUAAUAUUAAUUUAGAAGAAGUAAUGGAUACAAAUAAAUUAGUUGAUAUUGAAAAAAAACAAGCCACCACUACACCUGUGGUUGAUGAAACAGUAAAGAUUUUAGAAUCUAUUAGUCAAACUAUAAGUAAUUCCUUAAAGGAUAAGGAGAAGGAUAUUGACACGAAGUCAGUCUCAUCUUUUACGGACAAUGAAAAAUUAAUCUAUUCUGGUACAGAGAAUGAAAAGGCCGCUAAUUACGCUGGUCAAGACACUAGACGCGAUAAUAGAGAGUUAAACCCGAUGUCUUCAGAUGUCGCAGAAAGUACUAAUGAGCUAAGCGAUAGGCCAAGCCAAAACGAGACUUUUAGGUUAGGUGAAAGCAUAAGUCAAACCUCUCAUGAACAAAAUGAAGGGGAAUCUAUAAUAGCUAUAAACAAACCUGAUAAGACGGGGAAAAUCAAAUAUAUAAAUGCAGAGGUAUGUCAAAAUCGAUAUACUUCAUCUGGAAAAGCGGCAAAAAAUAUAGAAACCUCUGAAGAAGUGGAAACAUUGCAAGAUGCACAAAUGGACAUCUCUGUAACUAAGAAUAAAACACGGGGUCGAAAACCUAAAGUUAAGAAGCAAACUGUCGACUUACACAAAGAUGAGGAAACUACAGCAAAUUCCUUCGAUAAAGGUAUAUUGAAAAAAAAGACUAGGGUUACUAAAAAACCAGAAGAUAUUUCAACACAAAAAGGUCGUUGCAAAGCGGAGGCCUCGAGAUCUACAGCAUCUAAAACUGAAAUGAAUUGUUCGAAAUGUGAUAAAAAAUUCGAUAAAAAGUCAUUUUUGGCUGAUCACUUAAUGAGGAGACAUUGUAUAUUACAAGGUGAAUAUAACCCAAACAAAUGUAUAAAGCUUCUAAAGGUCCUUGAAUGUGAAAAAUGUGGAAAAGAAUUGAGGAGUAUGACAUACUUCAAAUUGCAUACUGAAUGGUGUGGACGAGAGAAUGAAAGAGAACAGUGCAAUAAGUGUAACAAGCAAAUUCAGAAAAUGUAUAUGAAAAUGCAUAUGGCUGAGCACAGAAGAAGAGAUAAAGCUCAUCAUGUAGUAGAAAAUAAACCAACAAUCGAAGAUGAAGAAACUGAAGGCGUUAGUGUUAAAAGGAGAGCUGCCAAAAGAGCACUAACAACAUUGCAAACAAUUUCGGAUGAAGCUAGAGCGACAAAGAGAGCCAUAACUGCUUCCAAUACAACUUUGGACGAGAAAUUUUUAGCAGUAAGAAAGCCCAUCGAGAAAAAGAUGGAUUCUGAUUGGAAAAACACUCUAAAAACGAAGGGGACCGUAAAAUGCAAAUAUGAAUCUUGCAAUGAGUAUUUUUGUGAAUACGAAAAGGUAGUUGAUCAUUUUAUACAUGGACAUCGGUCAAAAAUAGAAUCUGAAAAGUUCUUCACUUAUAAAUGUAUCAAAUGCGACAAGUCAUUUACAAGUAAGAAUGGCGCAAAAUAUCAUGUAGAGCGUUGUGCGUUAUGGGCACAAGAAGAGCAAAAUAAAGAUGAUACCGAUACUUCAAACUCUGAUUCUAAUGAGGUAGAAUCAGAUUCCGAUGUAGUAAAUAUGAACGACUUAGACUCUAGCGAGGAUUCUCAAUUAUCAGGAGUUGACGAAAAUAAGCUAUCAGGCAUAGAGUCAGAAGUGUCCAGUGCAGACGAAAAAGAAAAACAAGCAUCAAUUGGAGUACGAAAGUUUUAUGAGGACUUCUUUUGUAAAAAUCUGGCUAAAAUUAGUAAAAAUUGUGAUCUCUCAGCAAGAGACGCAAAAGAAUUUAUUUCAAGAAAUAGUUGUUCGGAAAUAUAUAAAGAUUGGAAAUUAACCUCGGAUGACGUAACUUUUUGCAAUGAAAAUCUGGCAAGAAAAUAUCUACCAUCCUCUAACUCCUCUCUAGGAUUUUCUAUUCGUAAAGGAAAGAGUAAUGCAUCAGAAAAUAUCUUUCUUGAGAAAUUUGAUGCUGUUGAGCAAGGUCAAUCAGCAAUAGCCUAUACUGGAGGUCCAAUCUUCUCCGGAUCUUGGAUUCCGCUUCACGUCAAAGACGCAAAAGUGAAAGAAAACCAAUUUGCUGCGAUUACCACAACUAAUGAAUAUGAGGUUAAAGUUCCCAACAAUACUUUAUAUCCUUGUAAAGGCACAAUACAGAUAUGGAAUUUUGGAGAUUUAAACGGCACGAGUGUCAAUCAGAAACCAAAACUUGAAUUUUGUAUUGGUCAUGAACUUGGUAUAUUGUGGAGCACAAAAUUUUGCCCAUCGGGUGCUUAUGAUGUUAUUCAUUCAAAUAAAGAUAAAUUACGAAGGCUUGGCUUACUCUGCGUAGGUGGUAGUCAGGGUUAUUCGGCAAUUUAUAGCGUUCCCCAUCCUGAUUCUCUUCAUGGGCUAAAACUAUCACCAAUACAAGUUCCUAAAUUAUGUCUUUUUAAACCAUCAAUACUUCUGCUUCCCCACUCAGAUUGUAGAGAAAGAAGUCAAGUAACUUGCAUUGAUUGGAGUUGGAAAAAGAGUCACUCUAUUUUAAUAACAUCUCAUGUUAAUGGGAGUAUUUGUGUAUUUAAUUUAAAUUCUUCUUCCUUAUUGCAACUGAGCUAUAAAAGCUGCAAGGCAGUUUUACCAGCUCGUGUUUUGUCGGCUCACAAUGGUGUAGUUCAUAGUAUUUCCUUCUGUCAUCAGAAAGAUUCUUAUAUCGGAUCAUGUGGUUCUGACAACUUGAUUCAAGUUUGGAAUUUAAAUAAGAUGGAUAAUCGACCGGUUAUAAGAAUAUAUAGAAGAGAAAAACCAAUAUGUAUACAUUUUCCUCUAAUGUGGAAUGCCUUUAUUUGCUCUUUCGAUGAUGCUCUUAACUACAAUAAUCCUAUACAUGGAUCUAUUUUCCUUUACUAUUUAGAAGAUCAUCCAAGUGAAUCGCCAAUUAGACUUCUACCAAUGAAUUCAACAACUUGGGCACUAACAAGCUCACCUUGGACAAACACAGCUUAUGUUGUAGAUGAAGAUGGUGUUUGUGCAGCCUUUGAAUUGGUUGAAAGACGGGGCAAGUUUCCGGAUAAAAUGCAAAGAAUUCUGAAGCGGAGAUAUAUAAUAUUUAGGAGUUAUCUUGAGAAAAUUAAGAAAGAGAGUAUAAGAGAUUUAGUCGUUCCUGUCGAACCUCUUAGCUCUAUGUCACCAUUUCAAUAUAAUAAUGAUGAGGAACCUUUCUAUGAGAGUAGAAAUGAUUUUAUAAUAGACCACACACUUCGGUACUACGAUGCAAAUUUCAAAACUGGUCAUGGGGCUGAAGGACAAACACAGAAUAGGAAUGUUAAUAUUCUGAACUGCUUCUCUAUGAAGUCCUUGCAUUUCUUAGAUGUAAAUCCUCAUAAAAAAGAAGCUAGGUGGAUUCUCACUGGAGGACAAAAUGGUUUAAUGCGCAUUAUUUGCUCUGAACAUAGAUAA
Molecule: messenger RNA, 4669 nt
Organism: Dimorphilus gyrociliatus
Lineage: Eukaryota; Metazoa; Annelida; Polychaeta; Dinophilidae
Source: the annotation of a GenBank genome assembly